Molecule: messenger RNA, 855 nt
Organism: Exserohilum turcica Et28A
Lineage: Eukaryota; Fungi; Ascomycota; Dothideomycetes; Pleosporales; Pleosporaceae
Exons: 1
Coding region: 1-855 (284 amino acids)
Source: RefSeq, a predicted model, not a curated record
AUGGGGCGCCUCGAAUUCGGGGAAUUGGGCUCGAUAUGUAGUUUUGUCCGGAGCCGAUUUGAAGAGAGAACUGAGAUGAAGAGGAGGCAAGGAAGGUCUGCGAGCGAUCCCGGCAUAGCAGCGCUGGCCCGCAAACAGACAUAUGGCAAACUGCACAAGGCGCCUACCGUACAGACGUUGCAUGAGCGACGAGAACGACCCAGGAAUAGACUGCAGAAAAGCAGACCGCAAUCACUGCUGAGCGUCAUUCCGCCCAACCCCCCUCUUUUCGUACUGGAGUACGACCCUUAUCCGUAUAAUACGCGGCCGGGCCAAUUCCUGGGCGUGUACUCGAGCAUUGACACGGUGACAGCGGGCGCAAUUCAUCACGGUGCGUACUCGUUUUCAAGAGAAGGGUUGCUGGAUGGAUGCGAAUACCUCAGUCCGACGGGCCGUAUCAAAAUUGUUUCGUACCCAGUGCAAUCCACAGGUGUGACGGCCCCUGUGCCAGGAGAAACACCACAGAAGGACGGCCAGCCCCUUCGCCUCGACAUCCCGCAUCCGCUCAACCAAGAAACACCGCGAUUCGACAGUCACCAAGAUCUCAGCAAGCCAAAAAAGAGCCAGCAAACCGUCUAUUUGGCGCUUCACGAGAGCCCCCAGAGUUCGUUCGGCAUUGGACUGUUUACUAGCAAGAGCUUAGCGUGGGGCGCGUGCUUGAAAGAUAAGGCCUGGCUGGAGUGGACCGAUAAGCUGGUUGAGCAGGAGAGCAGCAUAGGCGAGAACAACGCACCAAGAGUGACGGCGAGGUUGAUUGGAAGUGGACGACAUUGCUGGUUUGUAAAAGCCAUGGAUGUCGACGGCAAGGGAAGGUGA